Entamoeba invadens IP1 is the source of this 1590-nucleotide messenger RNA. RefSeq lists its product as hypothetical. The transcript is spliced from 2 exons. The record is from RefSeq and is a predicted model, not a curated record. Lineage: Eukaryota; Evosea; Mastigamoebida; Endamoebidae. The coding region runs from base 1 to 1590 and encodes 529 amino acids.
AUGAUUCACCUGUUUGUGUUGAUUCUGUUCACUAACGCGCAAUACGACGCGUUAACGACAAUAUAUAACCAAUACGUUGACGCUUACAAUAAACGAGACUCAACGAGAACGUCAUGUUCGUCUGGGUGCUUCUAUGACAUUCACGGAGUGUACGAACAGUCUACACUUCAACAGUUAUAUUACUUAAACAAACCAUAUCCAACGGAACACCCUCACUUCUGUGGAAGGUCAUGUAGUGUUUUGACUUACAAAACACCGAUGGUUCAUUACUCGAAGAAAACAAACGAACUUGACAAUGACGAUAUUUGUUGGUCGUACAUCACUCCAACCAGGUUUUUGUAUGUAACGCCAAAUCCAUUUUACGUCGCCGUACAUCACAAAAAUGCGGCCGUGUUUUAUCCGGGGUACCAAACACUCUCGUAUUAUGACCCACAAGAUUUUGAAUCGAUCAGGUCCGUUGGAUAUGGCAGGACGACUCUUUACAUUCUCUUCGAUAUAUCCAACUCUAACAGACAAUUUGAUUCCAAGAAGUUGGGGUUAGUCCAUCUCCUCAACACCUUUUCUUCAUUUCAGAACUCCCGCGUCGUCAUCUUUAAUAAUGAAGCAAGGAUGAUGCAAGGGUUUGUGGACAUCACGCACUCAUCUAUCGAUCGACUCUCGGAAGAUGUGUGUAAAAUGGAACCUUAUGGGGGGACAAAGCCAUCCGAGCCAUUUGAAGUUGUGAGGGACUAUUUGAUCCGCAACGAUUUAAAAGGAAAUGAUUUCCACUGUCUUAUGAUAACUGACAUGAAAGUCUAUCAAUCAAAGAAAACGUUACGAAACAAAAUCAUCUUAUUACGGGAACGAGUGAGGCAGAGGUAUAACGCUUUUUACUUCCACACCUUCGAUGCGUCCGAAGACAACACUGGGAGAAGUGAUUGGCUCAAAGAAUUUGCGUGUGAGUUUGAUGGGCAUUACGUUGAUUACAGUGGCAAUGCCAACACUACUGUCGGCACAAUGGAUCGAUUUAUUAAGUCUCUUAAACACCGAAUAGAGGCACUUCCCGUUCAUACUAAUUUCCCUUUUGUUCGAACAAGUGGCGUGCAAUAUGGCGUAUUUUCAGAAAACGCCUGGGGCAUCGCAAAGCCUCAUUACAUCGACUUCUCGUCGGAAGAUCCACUCUUUCCUCUUCGACUGGCUUGGAUCUUCUCCGCUGCGUUUUCUACAUCUCCAAAUAUCGUGCCGGGGGACGCUACUUACUACCCAACACCAACCAUCGACCCACUUAGAAAGUAUGUCUUAGAUGAUUAUCUGGGUCAUCACUGUUCUAAGAUCUCAGACUUCACGGUCGAUGAAAGAGAAAAGAUAGCAAAGAGCAUCUCCGCAUUCAACUUGGACUGGAGAGUGCCCACUAAACUCAAUUUUUGUAAAUACGACAGACUCCUUCAAGACAUCGACAAGACAAAUCAGUCCCUCUUCUGUGUUUCUGAAGGAAGUUGCCCAGACAAAGACGCUUUUACUAAAGCAGACUACAAUUUUUAUCUUCGAAAGACGUGUUCUUCUCCUUACAUCUCUGUGUUCUUUGUAACACUCUUAAUUCUCUUGUUUUAA